Penicillium egyptiacum is the source of this 447-nucleotide messenger RNA. The record is from the annotation of a GenBank genome assembly. Lineage: Eukaryota; Fungi; Ascomycota; Eurotiomycetes; Eurotiales; Aspergillaceae.
AUGAGCGUCCCACUUCCCCCACCCACGCACCGCAAGCGCGCGCUGCCGCAAGGCGAGCUCGAAGCCGCCUCCACGCUCAAGCUGGGCGCUGACCAACACACGCACACACUCUCACUUUCGGAAGCAAGACUCGUUAUCCACAAGGUGUUGGAGAACAAGCGGCGCGGGGGCAACAAAUACGAAGAGCCGGAGAACUUGACCAAGACGUUGGAUUAUUUGGAUGUCUUUGCCCGGUUCAAGGAUGAGGAGAACAUUAAAGCAGUCGAACGCCUUUUGAACUCUCAUACAGAGCUGGAGAUGUUCGAGCGGUCGCAGCUGGGUAGUCUGUGUUGCGACAAUGCCGAGGAGGCCAAGUCCCUCAUCCCAAGUCUUCAGAACAAGAUUUCUGAUGGAGACUUGCAAGAAUUGCUGGAUGAGCUGACCAAGCUGCGCAAUUUCACCGAGUAA